GGCGCGGGGGGCAGAGCCGAGCCGGGCCGAGCCGAGCCGGGGUAGCGGCAGCGGCCAUGUACGGCGUGUGCGGCUGCUGCGGCGCCCUGCGGCCCCGCUACAAGCGGCUGGUGGACAACAUCUUCCCCGAGGACCCGGAGGACGGGCUGGUGAAGACCAACAUGGAGAAGCUGACGUUUUACGCCCUGUCCGCCCCAGAGAAGCUGGACCGCAUCGGCGCCUACCUCUCCGAGCGCCUCAUCAGGGACGUGAGCCGACACCGCUACGGGUACGUGUGCAUCGCCAUGGAGGCGCUGGACCAGCUCCUCAUGGCCUGCCACUGCCAGAGCAUCAACCUCUUCGUGGAGAGCUUCCUGAAGAUGGUGGCCAAGCUGCUGGAGUCGGAGAAGCCCAACCUGCAGAUCCUGGGCACCAACUCGUUCGUGAAGUUUGCCAACAUCGAGGAGGACACGCCGUCGUAUCACCGGAGCUACGACUUCUUCGUGUCGCGCUUCAGCGAGAUGUGCCACUCCAGCCACGACGACCCGGACGUCCGCACCAAGAUCCGGAUGUCGGGCAUUAAAGGCCUGCAAGGCGUGGUGAGGAAGACGGUGAACGACGAGCUCCAGGCGAACAUCUGGGACCCGCAGCACAUGGACAAAAUCGUGCCCUCGCUGCUCUUCAACCUGCAGCACGCCGAGGAGGCCGAAAGCCGCUCGCCCUCGCCGCUGCAAGCCACCGAGAAGGAGAAGGAGAGCCCCGCGGAGCUGGCGGAGCGCUGCCUGCGGGAGCUGCUGGGCCGGGCGGCGUACGGCAACAUCAAGAACGCCAUCAAGCCCGUCCUCAUCCACCUGGAUAACCACGCGCUGUGGGAGCCCAAGACCUUCGCCAUCCGCUGCUUCAAGAUCAUCAUGUACUCGAUCCAGCCGCAGCACUCGCACCUGGUGAUCCAGCAGCUCCUGGGGCACCUGGACGCCAACAGCAAGAGCGCGGCCACGGUGCGCGCCGGCAUCGUGGAGGUGCUCUCCGAGGCGGCCGUCAUCGCCGCCUCCGGCUCCGUGGGCCCCACGGUGCUCGAGGUGUUCAACACGCUGCUGCGGCAGCUGCGGCUCAGCAUCGACUACGCCCUCACCGGCAGCUACGACGGCGGCGCCGGCGGCGCCAGGAGCAUCAAGGAGCACGAGGAGAGGAUGUUCCAGGAGGCCGUCAUCAAGACCAUAGGGUCCUUCGCCAGCACGCUGCCCACCUACCAGCGCUCCGAGGUGAUGCUCUUCAUCAUGAGCAAGGUGCCGCUGCCCUCCCUGCACCAGGCCAUGGAGGCCGGCAAAGCCGGUGAGAACCGGAAUCGGCUGACGCAGAUAAUGCUCUUGAAGUCCCUCCUCCAGGUCUCCUUGGGCUUUCAGUGCAGCAACAUGCUCACGGCGCUUCCCAGCUCCUUCCUGGACAGGCUGCUCUCUGCUGCCCUCAUGGAAGAUGCUGAGAUCCGCCUCUUCGUCCUUGAGAUCCUCAUCAGCUUCAUCGACCGCCAUGGGAACCGCCACAAGUUCUCCACCAUCAGCACCAUCAGCGAUAUCUCCGUGCUGAAGCUGAAAGUGGACAAGUGCUCGCGCCAAGACACCGUCUUCAUGAAGAAGCAUGCCCAGCAGCUCUACCGCCACAUCUACCUGACCUGCAAGGAGGAGAGCAACAUGCAGGCUCACUACGAGGCUCUCUACAGCAUGCUGGUGCUCAUCAGCAUUGAGUUGGCUAACGAGGAGGUCGUGGUGGACCUCAUCCGCCUGGUGCUGGCGGUGCAGGAGAUCGCCCAGAUCAACGAGGACAACCUGCCGACGUACAACCGCUGUGCGCUCUACGCCCUCGGCGCAGCCUACCUGAACCUCAUCAGCCAGCUCACCACCGUGCCCACCUUCUGCCAGCACAUCCACGAGGUCAUCCAGAUGCGGCAGAAGGAGGCUCCGUAUCUGCUCCCCGAGGACGUGUUUGUGGAGAGACCCAGGCUGAGCAGGAGCCUGGACCGCCUCGGCCCCGAGGUCUUCUUCCGGCAGAGCAAGAUCAGUGAGGUGCUGGGGGGCAGCGGCUACAACUCGGACCGGCUCAGCACGCCCUACGUCCCCCAGCUGACGGACGAGGAUCGCCUCUCCAAGAGGAAGAGCAUCGGUGAGACCAUCUCCCUGCAGGUCGAGGUGGAGUCGAGGAACAGCCCCGAGCGAGAGGAGCGAGCCCCGGCGGAGGAGAUCACCUACGAGACGCUGAAGAAGGCGAUAGCAGACGGCGUCGCCGUGGAGGAGCAGGAGCGGGAGCGGAGGCGGCAGGUGGUGGAGAAGUUCCAGAAAGCCCCCUUCGAGGAGAUCGCCGCCCACUGCGGCGCCCGGGCGACGCUGCUGCAGAGCAAGCUCAACCAGAUCUUCGAGAUCACCAUCCGGCCACCGCCGAGCCCCUCCGGCACCAUCACGGCCGCCUACGGCCAGCCGCAGAACCACUCCGUCCCCGUGUACGAGAUGAAGUUCCCGGACCUGUGCGUGUACUGAGGGCGGCCGCCGCGGGAUGCCAGGGGCCGCUGCGGGAUGCCGGGGGCCGCUGCGGGAUGCCGGGGAGGAUUUUGGUGCCGGAGGAGGGGGGGAGGAAGCCGACUGGCAGCUCUGACCUCCCUCCUCCUCCUCCUCCUCCUCCGCGUUGCUCCUUGGCCGGGGGGGGCCGUUCCCUUUGGGCGCGCGGGGACGCGGCCGGCCCCUCCUGGCGCAAUGCCGAAGGCGGUUCGUGGAGGAAUCCCGGGCCGUGUCCCCGCAGCCCGCUGCGCUCCCGAGGAUGAGGCCGGGUGCGGGCCGCCGGCAGCAUCCCGCUAGGCGGUAGGGAAUUCCCGCCGGCCGUUAGGAUCCGCCUCCGCAAGCGAGAAAAGCAGAGUUUGCUCAAGUGGCUAUUUUUUUUUUAAUUAAAUGAAAAGCACUAAGAACUGUAGCAAAAUGCAGUAGGAGAAGCUACGUCACCCCCCAACACCCCGAGUGGCGGGGGCGCGGGAGGCGCCUUGGGUCUCCGGCCCCCGCGCUGCACCUGUGACCGCCACCGCGCCGGCGCCUUUAGUUUAGACGCUCGCGGCUGUACGUGCUCCGCCGGGUAUUUCUCCGGAGGUGGCUUGCACGCCGGCGCUGCGGCGCCGAACGCACCGUCGAAUAAACGUCCGUGUCGCCCUGCUAA
This is a messenger RNA of Rhea pennata, 3171 nucleotides long. RefSeq names its product EFR3 homolog B (gene EFR3B). The transcript is spliced from 23 exons. The record is from RefSeq and is a predicted model, not a curated record. NCBI's taxonomy places the organism in Eukaryota, Metazoa, Chordata, Aves, Rheiformes, Rheidae. Gene Ontology annotation, biological process: protein localization to plasma membrane. Bases 57 to 2507 code for a protein of 816 amino acids. Gene Ontology annotation, cellular component: plasma membrane.